Mesoplodon densirostris (Blainville's beaked whale) is the source of this 543-nucleotide messenger RNA. RefSeq names its product ferritin heavy chain-like. NCBI's taxonomy places the organism in Eukaryota, Metazoa, Chordata, Mammalia, Artiodactyla, Ziphiidae. Gene Ontology annotation, biological process: intracellular iron ion homeostasis; iron ion transport. Gene Ontology annotation, cellular component: cytoplasm. The record is from RefSeq and is a predicted model, not a curated record. Gene Ontology annotation, molecular function: ferric iron binding; ferrous iron binding.
CCUCAGCCGCCCGCCAUGACGACCGCGUCCCCCUCGCAGGUGCGCCAGAACUACCACCAGGACUCGGAGGCCGCCAUCAACCGCCAGAUCAACCUGGAGCUCUACGCCUCCUACGUCUACCUAUCCAUGUCGUACUAUUUUGACCGCGAUGAUGUGGCUUUGAAGAACUUUGCCAAAUACUUUCUUCACCAAUCUUGUGAGGAGAGGGAGCAUGCUGAGAAACUGAUGAAGCUGCAGAACCAACGGGGUGGCCGAAUCUUCCUCCAGGAUAUCAAGAAACCAGACCGUGAUGACUGGGAGAAUGGGCUGAAUGCAAUGGAAUGUGCGCUACACUUGGAAAAAAGUGUGAAUCAGUCACUACUGGAACUGCACAAACUGGCCACUGAGAAAAAUGACCCCCAUUUGUGUGACUUCAUUGAGACUCAUUAUCUGAAUGAGCAGGUGAAAUCCAUUAAAGAAUUGGGUGACCGUAACCAACUUGCGCACGAUGGGGGCCCCCGAAUCUGGCAUGGCACUCUAUCUCUUUGACAAGCACACCCUGGG